CAGCAACACAACCCUGCCCGUAAAACCCUACUCAUGCAUUACCAAGUGUUUCAUCAUACUCAUCUCCCACCAUAUCCUAAAACCAUGUCCACCAUUACAAACCACACCACUUUCUUCCACCUCCAUAUCACCACCUCCCACCACCGUCAUCGCCGCCCUAUUCCACCAAUACGAGCCACAUUAUCCAAUGAUGAAACCCAACCCACCCGCCGGAGACUCAUCAUAGCCACCUCCAUCUCACUAUUAGGUUUAAAAACCCUUAAUUCUGAUGUAGCAUUAGCCGAAAACUGGGGCACCAGAUCGUUCAUUAGGGAGCGGUUUUUCGAGCCGGGGUUGUCACCAGAAGAUGCGGUGGCUCGAAUUCGCCAGACGAGGGAGGGGUUGCAUAGCAUUAGAAACAUGUUGGAGACAAUGUCAUGGAGGUAUGUCUUGUUUUAUAUAAGAUUAAAGGCGGCGUAUCUUUCGCAGGAUUUGAAGAAUGCGAUGUCGAUGGUACCGGAAUCCAAGAAAAGUUCGUACGUUAAAACUGCUAAUGAGUUGGUUGAUAACAUGUCUGAGUUUGAUUAUUAUGUUCGGACGCCGAAGGUGUAUGAAUCUUAUCUAUACUACGAGAAGACGUUGAAAUCGCUUGAUGAUCUUGUGGCGGUACUAGCUUAGUACCAUGUAUAAAUGAUGUCAAAUGAUCUUGUUUUUUGAUGUAAAAUGAACAUAAAGUACAAGAAAGUUUAAAUUGCUUACAAUGCA
Molecule: messenger RNA, 744 nt
Organism: Helianthus annuus (common sunflower)
Lineage: Eukaryota; Viridiplantae; Streptophyta; Magnoliopsida; Asterales; Asteraceae
Product: photosynthetic NDH subunit of lumenal location 2, chloroplastic
Exons: 2
Coding region: 34-657 (207 amino acids)
Biological process (GO): photosynthetic electron transport chain; photosynthesis
Cellular component (GO): photosystem II oxygen evolving complex; chloroplast; photosystem II
Molecular function (GO): calcium ion binding
Source: RefSeq, a predicted model, not a curated record